AUGGCCCCACCUAUACCUGCUCUGGCGCAGUCAGGGUCAAAGGUACGGCUUUUCGAACAGCUUGGAUUCCACCUGGGCGACGAGGACCACCAACUAAUAUACGAGAUGAUGAAGAAAGAGGCAGUGGAAGGCCUAAAACGAAUGAUAGAGGGCCAGGACGUCUUGACUUCUUCCCUCCGAAACUCGGACACAUCACCAUGCCUCAACUCCCAGAUCACGGAGACUGAGACGCAUCGCGAAACCAUGCGAAUCUAUCUUACAGCUAGGCCAGAAACGAAGGCUGUCUAUGACCUUGGCCACGACGUCGAUGGAGUAGAAGAGGAGAACUGGGUCAUUCGGUGGCUGUUAUGGCACUUUCAACUGUAUCAAGCACACAUCAGCGCAGUGGAGACAAUCAGUUCCCUGUCGCUAGCUCUUCCCGACAGAGCAAUUAUUGGGAUCCAGUUCGCAAUCAGUGGUGCGCACGCAACCAAUUGGGACACCAUGUGA
Zasmidium cellare ATCC 36951 is the source of this 489-nucleotide messenger RNA. RefSeq lists its product as uncharacterized. The transcript has 4 exons. The coding region runs from base 1 to 489 and encodes 162 amino acids. NCBI's taxonomy places the organism in Eukaryota, Fungi, Ascomycota, Dothideomycetes, Mycosphaerellales, Mycosphaerellaceae. The record is from RefSeq and is a predicted model, not a curated record.